Paramecium pentaurelia is the source of this 2839-nucleotide messenger RNA. Lineage: Eukaryota; Ciliophora; Oligohymenophorea; Peniculida; Parameciidae. The record is from the annotation of a GenBank genome assembly.
AUGAAAUAAUCCUAAGUUAACAAAUUUUUCACAAAUUUAGCAGGAUGCUAAUUAGUUUCUAAUAUUGGAUCUCCAACAACAACUGCUCCCAGUAAACACAAUAAAAAUGCAAGCUCUACAAUUUCAAAUGGAAAUAAAUAUUUAGUUUACUCUAAACGUACAUCUCGUCUCCUUUUAGACUCAACUAAAAAACUUCCUGUUUUAACUACUGUUAUGAAGACAGAAACUUAGGAUACUCCAAAAACUGCAACAAUAAAAAUGAGAAAGGCAAGUGGAAAUUCAGGAGACUUUCGCAUUAUACAUUAACAUUAAAGAAAUAAAACUGAGACUCUUAUCAUUUCUAAUAACAUAAAUAUAUCUAAAAUGGAUUCUCCUAAAGAAAACUUUGAAGAAGUAGAGUAACUAUAUGUAUAACAAAAUAUUUAACAUACAGCCACAAUUCCAACAUUAAUACCCCAUGCUGUUGAUAUUCAGUAGUCAUCUUUAACAUCAAAUAGAAGUGAAAAUAUUAAUCAUUAAGUAUAACCAAAAGUUUAUCCUGUUUAAGUAUUAGGAGAAGCAUAUGAAUUCUCAAAGAUUCCAAAAAUAUGUUCUAAAAUAAAAAGAAUAUAGAUUUAAUAACAUUUUACAGAAAUUGAAUCCUUAAAUGAAAAAAGUUGUCAUUUAAUGAGGAAAUUAAGAUAAAUGUUACAUACUCAUAGAGAGAAAGAGAAAUUAUAAGAAUUAGAAAUGAAAAAGAAAAAAGAAUAAUUAAUUGAUAGAUAAUUUUCAAAAACAUUAAGUAAUAUGCCAGAUGAAAGAACACCUAAAGCUAUUGAAUCUAAAUUUAAUUUUAAAUUAAGUACAAUUACUAAAAAAUAAACUAAAAUUCAUCCUAAUUAUAGUAUUUAAGAAACUGAAUCAUUUUUACCAAUUAAAACAAUUAUUGAUGCUUUAAAAGAAAAAAAGGAUGAUAAAAAAGAAAAAUUAUAAAUUAUUUAAUAAAUUUAAAAAAAAAAUAUCAAAGUAACUGUUGCUUUUGAAGAAAAUGAAAAAUAAAUUGAAUUUUAAAUGCCAGAUUAUAUGGGUGAUCUUCAAUAAAGUUAAAUUUAAUAGACAGAAAUAAAGGAUAAUAAAUAAUCAAAUAUUUAUUCAUUAGUCAGUAAAUCUAUGUUAUAAAAGUAAAUAUUUUUAAUUUUUAUAGUAAAUUUGCUUUGAGAUUAGUUAAGAAAUUUGGAGAUAAAGUAAUUAAAACUUAAAAGGAUAAUGAUGCUAUUGAAAAUUUUAAUUCAUUUAAAGCUUCUUAAUUUACUAGAUAUUAUUUAUAGAAUCAUGCUUAAAAAUGUUUGGAAAUUAGAUAUGAAAUAAAAUAAGAAAAUGAAGAAAUUUAAACAUUUUAAAAAUACAGUUUUUUAAAUAAAAAUUAUUAUUCUGAAACAAUUUAAGAGAACCAAAACAAAAGUAUUAUAUAACUUCCUUAAUUUCAUGUAACUAUUUUUUCAAUUUAAGAAAGACUAAUAUAAAACAUAAUCAGAUGUUGAGACUUCAUUUUAUUCUAUUGGAUAACAUUUUGAAGGACAUUAAAGUGAUAAUAGUAUUUUAAGUCCAAAUAUUUCUUAAUUAGAUAUAAGUGAUAUAGAAAUGCAAACAUAAUUCAAAAUUAAUUAUAUCUAUUAUAUGUUAAAUUUAAUAUCUCCAAAUGAUAUAAAAUAAUAGAAAUUAAGAAUUAUUGUUAACACUAUUGAUGAUGAAACUAAAAAUUAAUUAUUACAUGAAGAACUCUUGAGAUUUCCAUUAAUCAAAAGUUUAGAAAAGAAAAUAAAAAAUGAUCCUGAAAAUAAUUGUAUUUUAUUUAUUAUUAAAUAGAGAGUUAUAAAUUCUUAAUGAUUUAGAGAUACAAUUAUUAAAACCAGAUUUAACUAUUUUGUAAAUGUAAUUUUCCAUUAAAUACAAUCAUAUAUUAACAGGAUAAUUUGAAGAUUAUCGAUAUCAUUAAGUGACUUAAAUGGAAAGGAUUUAUGUUGAAUAUUGUAAAACUCAAUAUGAUCUAGAUUCAGCUAAAAAUAUUGAUAGAUAACUUACAAAUUUAAACAUUCCUUAAAAUUCAAGAAGCAGACUUGCUUCUCCAAUAGGAUCUGUAUCAUAUAUUUUUUAUUUCAGAAUGAAUCAAAAUUUAACGGAAAAGAGAUCAAUCCAUUAUUAGCCAAAGGAAUGAUGUUAAAAAAGAAUUAGAAAUAAAAGAAUCUAUUAGCUACUUAGAAAUUUUCUUCUUCUCAAAAUAUUAUAUACAAAAGUUCUCGUAAUUUAUAAGCUUUAUUACAUGCAAACACUAAUUCAAAUCAUAAUAUCUAAUAAAUGUAAAGUUCUCAUUAAGUUCGAAUAUCUUAAAAAGAGUCUGAAUAAUAAACUAAAUCCAAAAGUUCUCAAAGACUUAUAUCAAUCAAAUCCAAUUUGAUUACACAAUAAUCAAUGGAUCCUUCAUCAUUACUUUUCAGAAGUAUGUUAUUAUAAGAGAGCUAACAAAAUGAUAAAUCAAACAUUGAAAGAGCUUUCUCUUUAAUAGAAGAUCAUCGAUUAUAAGACCUUAAAGACUUACUGAAUCAUGAUUAGAAUAUCAAUUUAAAUACUAAAGAUUAUAAUGGGAAUACAUUUUUGAUACAAGCAGCAAGAACUGGAGCUUUUGAUAUAAUAUAAUACCUUCUUCGUAAAGGGGCAGAGAUUACUAUAAAGAAUGUAUAAUAUUUAAUUGAAGUAGAAUGAUGGGUUAAAUGCUAUACAGAUAGCAAUCAUUCAUUUAUAAUUUGAGGCGGCAGACGAAAUUAAUAGAUUUAGUAGAUCAAAUUCUUUUAUAUCCCAUUGA